Molecule: messenger RNA, 2313 nt
Organism: Guillardia theta CCMP2712
Lineage: Eukaryota; Cryptophyceae; Pyrenomonadales; Geminigeraceae
Exons: 14
Coding region: 1-2313 (770 amino acids)
Source: RefSeq, a predicted model, not a curated record
AUGAGCAUGUACAGUGGAUUGUUGCUCCUGCUCCUUACCCUCAUUCUCUCUUGUUGGUCCGUUCCUUUCACGUCCGGGGAGGAGGAAGCAGCUCUGGAGACGGUGGACACGUUACAGGAGGAAGAGGUGCAGGAGGAAGGAGGAGGUUGCAGGUUCUUCGUCUUUCCUCCUGCGGACUUUGAGUUCUCGGACGACCCCCCCGUCCUCACCAUCCACAUAGACGGAUGUCCUAUGGGCUACUUGCGUAUCGAACUUCACCUGACGACAAACGGUCACGACGUCCUCCUCAAGAACUUCAACGUCAGGAUGGGAGAAGAGAAGGAGGAGCCGUUGCUGGGAGGCUUGCAGCCUGCGCAGGAGGAGCAGGAGAUGGAGGAGGAGGCUGUGCGAUACAGUAGGCAUCUUACCCUGGUCCUUGGUGAGCUUGUCAACAACUACGUGUACCAGGGGACGGUGAAGACGUUCGAGGUAUCGGGGGAGGGGACGCGGCCGAUGUCUGUCCACCCGAUGCGCUUCACUGUGCGCAUGCCAUCAACUCCGCAAGUCUUGAUCAGCUUCCCGCCACAGGGCUGGAGGUUCGAGGGAGGGUCAGAGGUCCAGGUGAUCCUGACGAUCUCCGAGGGGACGGGGGAGCGGCAGACGUCGAAGUUCGUGUCAGUUCUGGUAGUGUGGUUCCUCAAUGGGGUUUACCAGGGGGUCGUUAGGAACCGAGCGAACCAGUUCGAGCUCCCGACGGGGAUUGAGAGGAGGAGGAGGGGAGAGUACAAUUUGACUGUGAUGCUCCUGGACAUUGCUCUACAUCCCUAUGAUGCGAAUGCGUCUGUGCUCUUCUCGGUUGUGCCAGAGGAGGAGAAGGAGGAAGAAAGGGACGAGACGGAGGGAGGGAAGAAAGCUUGCCUGCUGAGAGAGGAAGAGGUCGUUCACAAUGAUUGGGCAACCUUCAUGUUCAACGAGUAUGAAUCCUUCUCUUCUCCAGCCAAUUUGCACCAACCAGUGAAUCAGACUGCCGGCUGCCAACACAACUGCACGCAAGGGCGGUGCGUCGACGGUGUCUGCAUCUGCAACCCGGACUUCUUCGGAGAGGAUUGCUCUGCCUCUCCCUUCCUCCACUCCUCCUUCCUCCCCGAGGUGCUGACACAGGAUCUGCCGUGCACUCCGAGGCAGUCAAGGGAUACGCUCGAGAGAUUCACCCCGCUGUUCCUGCGCCACGUCAUUGCCUCCCAGUACAAGCAAGCAUGCGACCGGCAGACGAUCUUCUUUCAGGACAUUUCGGUUGGCAACAAGGGCAUCGGAUUUGCAUUGCGGUGGCUCUCAACAGCUCUCGUCCAGGACUCGAGUGUUACCUCGAACGCGCGUCCGCCUGCCGGGUCAACCGGACGGAGGGUGCCAAUGCUGAUCAUGUGCCGACAGUCCAGGUGGGAGGAAGACGUGGUGGAGGAGGGGCGACGUGGGAGGAGGAGGAAAUGGAGGGAGAAAAAGGGAAGGGAAAUGGGGGAGGAGAAACAUGAGAGAGAGGACGAGGACGAGGACGAGGACGAGGACGAGGACGAGGACGAGGACGAGGACGAGGAUGGGGACGAAGGGGGAAGAGGAUGGGGAAGGAAGACAACGACGACGAGGAAGAAGAUGGAGAGAGAAAGGAAGAGAACUGAUGUCUUCGUUACCUCUUCCAUCCUCGCCGUCUCGACAUCUCCACUUUCGUUUGUUCAGGACAUUCCAGAGUCGCUCAAAGGCAUGGGAGCGGUCAAGACAGAGAUCGGCUUCCACGGGAGCAUCAUUGGUGUUCAUGUUCGACACGGAGAUUCUUGCUUCGACGACAACAGAAAGUAUAAUAUCUCAAAGGUCUUCAUCGCAUCCGAUGAUCCUCAGGUGAUCGACGAAGCUCGACAGCAGCUGCUCCAGGAGCGGCCCUUCGACAGAUCACAGCUGGACUCCGAGCUGAGAAUUGAGCAUCGAGUCCGCCACGGGCUUGUCUCUGCGCUUCCCCCCCUUGCUCCUUCCUCACUCCCUCGCCUCCUGCAGGUCGAUCGCCGCAUGGCGGUGGAGUCAGCCCUCAUCGACCUCCUCCUGCUCCAGUCCUGCGACUGUUUCAUCCUCACCCUCCGGAGUCACUUCGGAGCAGCAGCGCUUCAGCUGGCUCUUGCUGCUCGGGGAUAUCUGCCUCCGUACAUCUCUCUCGACGGUCCUCUCUUUCCUAUCCAUGACGGGAAGCAUGAGCCUUACGUUCCAAACGUGCAUCAUCGCGAAUGGGUAUCUGAGCAUUAUGGUCAGGGAGAGUUUAAGGAGAGGAACUGGUUGGAAAGAUAUUUUUGA